This is a messenger RNA of Zerene cesonia (dogface butterfly), 4348 nucleotides long. RefSeq names its product rhomboid-related protein 2 (gene rho-4). The record is from RefSeq and is a predicted model, not a curated record. The transcript is spliced from 7 exons. Gene Ontology annotation, cellular component: membrane. Bases 254 to 1357 code for a protein of 367 amino acids. NCBI's taxonomy places the organism in Eukaryota, Metazoa, Arthropoda, Insecta, Lepidoptera, Pieridae. Gene Ontology annotation, molecular function: serine-type endopeptidase activity; calcium ion binding.
ACUGCUCUGUCGGAGUGAUUGGAUAACGGUAAUGUGUCGGUGUAGGUGAGAACUGUGAAGUCGUGAAUUGUUUGCGGCGUUAUCAGAUAUAUAAACACGGAUUUAACAAAUAAUCAGGAUAUUGUCCAGAAAUACGUUAUCUUAUCGUUUGCUUGCAAUAAAUCGAUCAUGUACGUUUAAUAGUGAUCCGAAAUACUGUUAUAUGCUGAGACAAAAUUAAAAUAACUAGUUCUUUGCAAGUUUUUGGGUGAAAAUGCCGUCGGUACAACGGGAAACCACCGUAUCUAUACCACUAACACCAACAAGAUCAGAUUUGUACUGGAGGAGAAUAUUUAACAAGUACGAUAAAGACAACGAUGGGCGGAUAUCAUACGUCGAAUUGAAGCAUAUCAUCGAAUCAAGGGAGUACGACCACGAUCUACCGGACAAUGUAGUGGAGCGUAUCAUGUCGGUAGCCGACCGGGAUAAUUCUGGAUACCUGGAGUUCUCGGAAUUUGUGGAGAUGAUGCACAACCCAGCGCUGAAGGCGGUGUUCGGACACUUCGUGGCGAGAUAUGUCCAUUCCAUUGUGCCACAUCGAGACCCCGUUGAUACUACCGGACGGUGGUCAGGCUUCCGGCCAGUGUCAGCGUCUGAUGGCGACGGCACCUACGAAGAGGAAUACAGCUGCUGGCCCCCAGCGGUGUCCAUGAUCAUCAUAUCCCUUGUUGAGAUCGUCCUGUUUUGCUAUGAUGCUGCGCAGGGCAAGACGGCAGCGACUGGGCCGAUCGCGAAGCUGUUUCUCUACAACCCGAGGAAGAGGCAUGAAGCGUGGAGAUUCUUGACUUAUAUGCUGGUGCAUGUUAACGUAGUGCACCUUCUAGUCAACCUUCUGGUGCAACUGUUUCUCGGGGUGCCUUUAGAGAUGGUGCACAGAUGGUGGCGUGUGGUACUUGUAUAUCUCGCGGGAGUAGCGGCUGGCUCGCUUGCCACUAGCUUGGCUGACCCUAAAGUGUUCCUUGCGGGAGCUUCGGGUGGGGUCUACGCGUUGAUUACAGCCCACAUAGCUACUAUUAUAAUGAACUGGUCAGAAAUGGAGUUCGCUAUAAUCCAGCUGCUCGUUUUCGUGCUGCUGGCGGCGGUGGACGUCGGCACCGCCGUGUACGACCGCUACUGGAAGCACACGCAGCAGAACAUUGGAUACGUGGCACAUUUGGGUGGCGCUGUCGCUGGUUUACUCGUCGGCAUCGGCGUGUUGCGCAACCUCGAAAAGCGAAAAUGGGAGAAGCGGUUAUGGUGGGCGGCUGUUGUCCUUUAUUUUUCCCUUAUGAUAGCCGGAAUCCUUGCUAACAUCUUCUGGGAGUCGCAUUUCCUAUAAAUUGAUCUCGUAUGAGUUGCUCUAAAGAAAAUAUUCGUCGUGACAGAUAGCGUCUGUGUUGCCAGUUACUGAAAGUUAACGGUUUUUGCGUGUUGGUAGCGUGCUAUUUAUAUUGCUUUGCUGUGUUGGUAUUAUGAUGGUGAAUUUUCGGCUAUCGAUUUUUUGUCACAUUCCGCACAUGCUGUGUUUUCGUUACUGAUGAGCGUCCGUAAAAAAUUGUAAACGUAUGAUUUAAAAUGAUAAUAAUUGUAGGAGCAUGCCGUCUCACUUGCACUUAACCAGUCCAACGAUUGCUAUCUCGCUCCUAAUAUGGCGGCGUGCGCGGUUUUAUCAUAGUUUCAUUUAGUCAACUUUUCCAAUAGAUUUUCAUUCUAAGCCACAAAUUGUAAAAAAUUAAUGGUCUCUUUAUGACCUCCAACAUAACUUAUGUAGCAAUGGACCAUCUGUUAAUUUUUCAGUAUGAUAUAGAAGAUUGGUAUAUUAAUGAAACAAAAUCUUCAAAUAUCCUAAUAUCAAUUAAAGUUUAUAAGUUUUCAAUUAUAAUUAGCUAUAGUAAUUUCAAUCAAUCAUUCUAUGAACUUCGGCAGCUAGAAAAAUUGAGUUUUCACAUUUAAAAUUAUAGGUAACUAUUGAAAAGUAAAUUAUAAUAAAAGACUGUUAAAUUAUGAGCUCUUUACAUUAUUGUGAUUUUUUCUAUACAGUCGCACAACUAUUUAUAUUACCUUUAAAUAAUUUAGAACAAUUUCUUGUAUACUACACUUGUAUACAAUUAUACAUAAAUGUCAAUGUCCCUAAGUGCCUAUUUUUUGUAAUAUAUUUAUUUAUUUUUUGUAUGUCCGCAUGUAAGAGUGUUUUGCUCACGUGUAUUAUAACUUUUUGAUGUAAGUAUUGUUAAUGUAAUGGAUGGUUUUAUGAAUGUGACUUCAAAAUAGUUGCGAUUAAAUUCAGUAUUUAAGAUAAGUGUGUGCUUUUUUUAACUCGAUUUUGUACUAAUUAUUGUCAAUAUAAUAUGAAAUAUGAGAAGCCAACAACAAGUUAAGUUUUAAAAAAAUGCAGUACGCCUUGUAUAAUUGAAUGAAUUUAAUGGACGGUUCUAAUGAUUUAGAAGAUUGUCUAAUAUAAUAUAAUAUUAUUGUAUUGCCACAUACAUGUUUAAAAGGAGAAAGAAAGACUAGUAUGUGUAAUGUAAAUUAAAAAGAUUGAAAACUAAUUUGAAGUCACAUAAUAAAAAUUAAAUAUACAGUAUUGAUAAUAUUAUAUUACUUUAUGGGCCUAAGUGUCGGAAUAUGUAAUGGUAGCAAAAAUUGUUUUACAAAAUCUUGUGUAUUAUUAAAUGAUUUAUCAAUAGUGUCAAAGGUGCAGUGGUUUAUGCGUGUGCGCUAUAAAGGAUAAUCGUAGAAUGAUCGUCAAAUUGUACAAAAAUCGAUCAAGUGAGAGUCAGACUCGCGACACUGGUUCCGGACAAAUAAGUUAAAUUGGUCACCCAUCCAUUUUAUGACCAUGUCAACCGUUGCUUGACCGAGAUGUUUUUUGUUAUUUGUUGUUAUAUCGCCAACAGAAAUACAUAUAUCAUCUCUAAAACUUUCAACUAUCUACCUAUGACGGUUCUUAAGUUACUGGUGACAGACUAUCCAGUCUCAGUAAUGUGAUCCCGUUUUACUCUUUCUACGUAUCUGAAUAUGCUCAGUACACCACAAAACGCCACACAAUUUUACUGCAUCCACGGGCCUCAUUUCCAAAAUUAUUUUUUUAACAGUAUUUUACCCGUCCGUUCUUAUAUAAGUUUCUCUAAAUGAUGACAGCCCUGUGAUAACGGGGUACAGGCAUGACAAUAUUAUUUCAACAAUUGCCUAUAAAACAACUGAUUCUUUUAUACUCAGAACAUUAUAUUUCAAAUACGCACACAAUUAACUUAUAAAUGUAUUCAAGCGGAAGAUUCUUGUAUAGUAUUGCAAAAUAAAUUAAACAUGCACAAAAUAAUUUCACUGAAUAUAUUCUUAACAUUUUCUGGGUUAAUUAUAAACGAUUGAGUAAAUGUUGCAUGUGCCUUGAAUUAAGACAUAUUUUUCUAUGAAUAUUUACGUGAAUUUUCACGUUUUAAUAACUCGGCUAUAAUUAACAUGUAACAUAGUGAACAAGCCAAUUUAUAGAAAAAGAAAAUACCUAGUAUUGUAAUUACUUAGAAUUUAGUUUUUUUUUAAGACUGGCAACUCACAUGUGCACUUUAAAAAUAAAAGAUAUUCAAAAAUAGAAAACUAUACAGCGCUAUUCAUAUAUUUUAUUCCCAUUUAAUGAUAAUAGAACCGUGCACUUAUGAUUUAAAAAAGUUAGACUUAGUGCCUAUGUGAGAAUUAGUCUAUGAAUCCCACGAUUUACCAAAUACGAAAGUACCUUAUAUAAGAUUUUAAUUCACGUUUAAGUUUAAAAGUGUCUCGUUAGCUAACGAUUACGUUUUCUUGAAAUUGAGUUAUAUAACUUAGAAUCAAUUAUAAUUGCAGCUUUUUAAUUUAAUGAUUUUCAAAUUCCAACGUUUUUAUGUGUCGAUAAGCUCGUUGUUGACUUGACACUUAAUUUUUAUUAAAAUUAUAAUUUAUAGUUUAAAAUAAUACGCCACGCAGUGGUAGAUGGCAACUAUAUUAGACAAAAAUAAUUAGCUUAUUAGAUUUCGUAGCACAAGUAAUAUAUAUUUUUUUCUUUGGUAAGGCAUAAUGUAGAAAAAAAUAUAGGAAUAUAAUAUGGUUUUAAUCUACCACUGUUUUAUCUUGUAUUGCCAAUGUUCUGUGUUCAAUUGACUUGUUUUUGUUGUAUAAAGGGUACCCAAAUCUUUUAGCCUUACAGUAAUGUUUCCAUGUAUAUUUUUUGUUGUAAUUGUUAUGUAAAAUAUAUCUGUGUUGCUAGGUUAAGUUCCUUUAAAUGUGAAAUGCUAAAUAUGCACAAUUAUGUUGUGAUUUCAUAAGUUGAGUCGAAAUAUAUGCCAUUUAAUUUUUAAAA